GUCGUAGUUAGUAGUCAGCGGUUAUUUGGAAGUUAUCGGGAGCAUAUCGGAAAAUGACGGCAAUAUUCCGUUAAACCUUCGCUUCAUAUUCGGAAAAUAAUCGGGAAAGAAAUUUGGGUCCAGUUUCCUAGCGGAAUUGCAUAUGGCGGACGUACACGAGACGUUCUACUGAAGAAAACUUUUAGAAGUCGUAAAAAAACUGGCUCAGAACUUGUGGAUAUUUAUACGAAAUUAGCAAUAAAGUAUCACUUGUGUCCUUCUUCAAAAUGGCUCGAAACGCAGAAAAAGCGAUGACUAUGCUGUCUCGAUGGUAUGAUGUCAAACGAAAAGAGGCAGGCAAGGGUGUUCAGGAGAGAAGACCAUUUUUAGCUACUGAGUGUGACAAUCUUCAAGAGGCAGAAAGAUGGAGACACCAGGUUAUAAGAGAAGUUGCAAAGAAAGUUGCACAAAUACAAAAUGCUGGUCUUGGGGAGUUUCGCAUACGCGAUCUUAAUGAUGAAAUUAAUAAAUUACUGAGAGAAAAAAGACAUUGGGAAGACAGAAUAAAGGAACUUGGAGGUCCAGACUAUGGGAAAAUUGGUCCCAAGAUGUUAGAUCAUGAGGGAAAAGAGGUGCCAGGGAACAGAGGAUAUAAAUAUUUUGGUGCUGCAAAAGAUCUUCCUGGUGUAAGGGAAUUAUUUGAACAAGAACCGCCAAAAGCACCAAGGAAAACAAGGGCAGAGUUAUACAAAGAUGUUGAUGCUGACUAUUAUGGAUACAGAGAUGAAGAUGAUGGUGUGUUGGUACCAAUUGAACAAGAAGUUGAAAAAGAUGCUAUAGCAAGAGCUAUGGAAGAAUACCAGCGACGAAAAGAGGAAGAAGUAGAUGAAGAAGAGGAGGAGGAAGAGGACAUCUAUGCUGUACAAGCUGGUGAAGAGGCAAGUGAUAAUGAGAUGGAGACAGAAGAAGGUGCAGAAGGAGAACAAACCUUUGUUUCUCAUGUUCCUGUGCCAUCACAGCAAGAGGUUGAGCAAAUGCUUGUUCAUAGGAAGAAAAUGGAACUACUAGAUAAGUAUGCCAGUGAAGCCCUGAUCCAGCAGAGUCAAGAAGCAAAAGCAUUACUAGGAAUUUGAUUGACAGAAUCUUUUAAACCUGGGUUUCAACAAGACAGGAUAUGCAAUGGACUGCCUUACUGUAAAAGGAGGAGUGAGUAAACCUAACUCCGUCUUCACUUCACCAUCUUAUCAUAACCCACUGCAUUGAGAGGCAGGAAAAAUAAACAAUCCUUCUUCCUCCUGUACCUAUCUCUCGUGGUUAAUGGAAAGUGACUUACCAACAACAGUUAUUCUUCUGAUAUUACAGUGUUAUACAAUAUGUAAAUACUGUACAUACGUAGUAUAGUUUUCGUAUCAAUCAACUUGAAGCAAAGUUAACAUUAUAACAGCAUUUUCCACAAAUAAUCUAAUGAUUGUGCCACAUGGGAUUGAAAUGUAGACAAGCCAAGCUUAGUACACAUGCUAAUUUGUAAUGCAACACUGUUUUAUUGUCUUGUUUUCAAUUCAUAGGAAAAAUAACUUUGGUUUUACAAAUAAUAUUAGAGACCUUUAGCAUCAGGCUUACCCCUAACCGCUAGGAAUCAGGCCCAAAAACGCUCUGCAAACACCGAGAAACAGUCUUAUCAUCAAUGAAAUUCAAUAUGGCUGCUCUUCCAGCAACAAUUCGUUAUAAAGUCUAGCUAAAUGUAAAAGUUUGAUGGAAAAUGCCUGACCUUGAACUCCAGUUCAUGCUUUGCAUUACUUAGCAAGAACGCCAUGCUAAAGGUUUCUAUUAAUAAAUCUUCUUUUCCUUGUAACCUGAGCCUUUUUUUAAAAAGUUAGUAAUAGUAGUAAAAAAGUAUGUAAUAGAAUGCAAACGUUAUACCUGCCAAACAGUACUAUACAAUUAGCAGCACUAAUUCCUAGUAAACACUAAAUGAUGAAACAAUAAGUACCAAAAUACGUUCUUCCACCAUAUUGCAUUAUUAAGUGUGAACUAUAUUUAGUACUGUUUUCUAGGGUAAGUGUGAGCACUCUCUGGCACUUUCCAUUAAGUCAAACUGAUCUCAAUCGGUACAUGGCAGUUCUCAGAACUGGAUCAGUGCGGCCUGAAGUAAUGCUAUAAACUAAUACAAACCAUUUAAGAACUGGCCACUCAAACUGAUUGGUUCAACUUAAUGGAAAGCACCCUUAGCCUCUAUAGAACAAAAUUUACCAAACAAAAGUCACCUGAUGAAAAGUUGGUUUAUUUAUUACUGAGUAUGUAGUGUAAAUACCUAUGGAAUAAAUUUAUAUAUUUUGGA
Messenger RNA from Actinia tenebrosa (Australian red waratah sea anemone), 2317 nucleotides. Its product is annotated as pre-mRNA-splicing factor ISY1 homolog. The record is from RefSeq and is a predicted model, not a curated record. Gene Ontology annotation, biological process: generation of catalytic spliceosome for second transesterification step. Lineage: Eukaryota; Metazoa; Cnidaria; Anthozoa; Actiniaria; Actiniidae.